This is a messenger RNA of Pangasianodon hypophthalmus (striped catfish), 1167 nucleotides long. RefSeq lists its product as uncharacterized. NCBI's taxonomy places the organism in Eukaryota, Metazoa, Chordata, Actinopteri, Siluriformes, Pangasiidae. The record is from RefSeq and is a predicted model, not a curated record. The transcript is spliced from 2 exons. Bases 190 to 1167 code for a protein of 325 amino acids.
CUUUAAUAGUGCCAGGAUUUCAAAUCCUUGUAUUGAUUUGAACCCUUGUCAAAGCCCUACAAGCUUCUACUUACGCAGUAUAUGGGAGGAGAAAGUGCACAUGACAUAAUGGCAGCAUUGGUAGGAUAACAGUGAGCAGUCACCUGGUUAAAGCACUCAUUUCUCGUGUUUAAUCCACACUAUAAAAAAAUGGCAAAUCCAAAUCCACGGCACCCUGAAGAGAUCAACUUUCAAAGGAGAUGGAAUUUACGUCGAAAACAAGAGCGCUUCAUUACAGGGAAGCAUGUGAGUUUACAGAGACUGAAAGAGCGAAUGUCUCACAAUCAAAUGGCAGAGUACUUUCAAAAGCAGGUCCCACCCUACCCAACUCCAGUUGAAUUUCGGGUUUCAGAUGUAUCCCAUGUUACUGUGGAGUCAGGAUUCAAGGGAAUAUUGGAGUUGGAGCAGUUCAGGCCUGGAGCAGGAGAACUGUCAUGGUGGGGCUUAAAAAUCAAUGAAGAAGAAAUAAGAUCAGCAGAGAAACGCUACAUGGAGAGUAAUUUCCCAAAUGAACCACAAGGGCUGAAUGAGCAGCAGCCAUUUCUGGAGAGCUUCACCACAUCACCCCCAUUCAACCCAGAGAAAUCUCUCUACGGUAAUUAUCGCUUCACAUUUCCCCUCACUGAUCUGAUGGAAUGGUACAAGGAACAGAACUGUGGAGGAAAAGCGCCGGUUCUCAGAGUGUAUGAGACCAUCACCUACAGACAGGAGAUUAUGUACACCGUGCUGAUUCACAGUCCUGGGGAUAGCGAGCGUUUUGGAGGAUACCCGCUUCUUGAAGCGAGUGAGGUGGUUCGUUAUCAGGAUGGGAAGAUUAUCUGGAAAGCACAAACCAUUUGUGAAACCCACCAGUAUCAGUUUGUUUCAGGAGAAGUACAAAGGCUAAAUAAUAAACAGUUUUAUGUCUGGGAUCAUGUUAGUUUAGUCUUUCACUUGCCAAAUCAUAAGGCGCUGAAAAUUCCCAGAGAACGGCUUAUAAAAGCCCUCGAGGCCUGUAAACUUGACAACAUAGAUCUCUCAAGGUACGAAGGUUCUAACAACAAAGAGGAAUGCUUCUUGGAAGCUGAAAUGAAAGUGAGUGAAUUGAUUGAAAAGAUAGUUGAUAUAAAAAUGCAGGUAGACCCAUGA